UAUGUAAAUUUAGGAUUUGUACUGGCCACGUAGCUUCCUGAACGUGGCGUGCUCACUAGCAGUUCUUGUAUAGCUGAAAUCAGUGACAGGAUAAAUUCCCGCCCCUUCAGAAAUCCAAACAAAACUCACGUCUGGUAGAGUAAACUGAGGAUUUGCUAACGUCCCACAAUGAUUUGCAUCUUGCUGGUUGCAGGGCACGGGACGCUUCUGGAAGAGCAAAUAAAGAGUGACACAUCAGGCCUAUACAGACAUUUAAGUGGAAUUCCAAAAGCCCUUCUGCCAGGUCUAGGGGGAAAGAAGAUUUUAGAUUUCUGGUGGGAAAUAGUAAACACGAGGCAACUGUUCAGUGAAGUUUAUCUGGUCACGAAUGCUGACAAGUUCAAGCACUAUGAACGCUGGGCUACUGCUAACAACUUCCCAGUGGAGAACAUCAUUAAUGAUGGCACAACCACUUAUGAGAAAAGACUAGGAGCAGUAGCUGACCUGGAACUAGUGAUUCAGAGUCGACACCUUCAGGAUGACAUUAUGGUGAUUGCAGGAGAUAUGCUUUGUGCAGAUCAGAAAUUUGAUAUUGCUCAGGUCCUUCGUUUCUUUAAGAUGAGAGAAGGUGAACUGGCAAUUUAUUACGAGAUGGAAAAUGAUGAGGAAACAACAUCACGGGGGAUAGUGGAAGUGUGUCCUGACACUCACAGGAUUAUAAAAUUUUAUGAAAAACCUGUUGCAGGAAUCACCAACUCAAGGCUGGCUAGUGUGGUGUUUUACUGCUUACGAAAAGACACAUUGCCCUCCAUUAGUGAAUUUCUUCAUCUGAAGGAGAAUGUUAAUGACAGAGUUCUGGGGAAGUACCUGCAAUGGUUAAUAAAUGAAUUAAAUGUUUCAGUAAAUGGAAUGAAGCUGCCAACAGGUUUUCAGUUAAUUGGGCAAGUGGGGUUGUCUGACUAUACCAAAUGGCUGACUCAUUAUGCUACUAAAUAUCAUGGGACUCCUGGUAAAUCAAUCACUCACCGGUCAUAUGCAAGGAUUGGAAUCAUGGGAAAUCCUUCUGAUGGAUUUCACGGUAAAACCAUUGCCAUGACCAUUGCUAACUUUUGGGCAGAAGUCACUCUCACUGAAAGCCAGACUCUUGAGUUACUGCCUCAUCCUUUAAAUGAUCCUACUAGAUUUGGAAGCCUGCAGGAUCUUUAUUAUAUCAGCAGGAAGGAAGGAUACUUUGGGGGACUAAGACUGCUUCAAGCCACAUGUAAAAAGUUUUACCAGUUUUGUUCCAAAGAAGGAAUUGCUUUGACCAAACAAAACUUCACCCUCCAGUAUGAUACCAACAUUCCGCGUCAGGUGGGCCUGGCUGGUAGCAGUGCAAUUGUGUCUGCCACAUUGAAGUGCCUCAUGGAUUUUUAUAACCUCACUGAUCAGGAUUUGCCAAUGCCAAGGCAAGCAAACUUUGUCCUUGACGUGGAGAGCGAUGAACUGUUCAUCACCGCAGGACUCCAGGACCGAGUUGUGCAGAUAUAUGAGGGACUCAUUUACAUGGACUUCAGCAAGGACCUAAUGGAUAAGCAAGGAUAUGGAAAUUAUGUUUCAAUGGAUAUGAGCUGCCUUCCUCAUUUUUGGCUUGCAUAUCUGGGUGAUCCUAGUGAUUCUGGAAUGAUUCACAGCAAUGUUCGACAGCGAUGGUUAAAUGGGGAUCCUGAAGUUGUUGCAGCUAUGAAAACUUUUGCUGAUCUUACAGAUAAAGCAAAGGAAGCUCUUGAAAAGAGAAACUGGGAAACUCUUGUAGAUCUGAUGAAUCAGAACUUUGAUUUGAGGAGACAGUUGUAUUCAGAUGAGUGCCUUGGUGAAGGGAACUUGAAAAUGGUAAAAAUAGCAAGAGAGUUUGGCUCUGCAGUGAAGUUUCCAGGCAGUGGAGGAGCAGUAACCGGGCUUUGUCUCAAUCCAGAUAAUAUGGUGGCACUGAAGAGAGCGCUGCAGGAGGCUGGCUGUGUUUUCUGCCAUAUUGUGCCCUUCAAUCCUUCUGAAACCAAUGAGUCAUAAUGAAGUUACAUACUUACUUUCUUAUUUUCCUUUAAUUUAUUUACAAUGAAAUAGUAUGAUGGGUGUGAAAACAUUUAUGCGGGUACUAUUUACACCGGUUAUGAUUCUGUAAAAUAUUAAACUAAAUGCCUGAAUAUGUUUUAAGUACAAACUUAAGUAAAACUUUUAGAUAUGGUUUACAAGCCAUUUUCCAAAAGCAGGGUAAACUUUUAUAGCUGCCCUUUCUACUUCCAUUUUCAUGCUCUAGACCCUUACAAAAGCAAUUAAAAAGACUAAAAUUAAACAAAUGUUCUGAAACUAGUUGAAGGAUUUGUUAUGGGAGCAUAAUUUUUAACUUGACUUUAUGUUGUGAUGGGAAAAAUUAUUAUGAAUGUAGCAGUUCAUUAAAUAAAAGAGAUAGUGGGGACAUGGCAGGGGACCUCUGUUUUUCAAAUAAAAAAGAUCAGAAUGGUCGAUUUUCUUGAAAUGUUAGAUUUAGUCUGUGGUAGAGUCUGACUUCUAGGUUGGAGAAGGAGGAGUAUUAACAAAGUUAACAGGAUGUUCAUGAGACAUUCAGGAACAGUCAAACAUCUUCAGUUAUUCUGCACAUCUGUUGAUGAAGCAUUGCUGAAAAAGAUGUACAGAUCUAUCCAUCCAUCCAUCCAUUUACCAACCCGCUGAAUCCGAACACAGGGUCACGGGGGUCUGCUGGAGCCAAUCCCAGCCAACACGGCACAAGGCAGGAAACAAUCCUGGGCAGGGCGCCAACCCACCGCAGGACACACACAAACACACCCACACACCAACCACACACUAGGGCCAAUUUAGAAUCGCCAAUCCACCUAACCUGCAUGUCUUUGGAAUGUGGGAGGAAACCGGAGCGCCCGGAGGAAACCCACGCAGACACGGGGAGAACAUGCAAACUCCACGCAGGGAGGACCCGGGAAUCGAACCCAAGUCCCCAGAUCUCCCAACUGCGAGGCAGCAGCGCUACCCACUGCGCCACCGUGCCGCCUGUACAGAUCUAUUUUUAAAAAAAUCUAUCCAUCCAUCCAUCCAUUUUCCAACCCGCUGAAUCCGAACACAGGGUCACGGGGGUCUGCUGGAGCCAAUCCCAGCCAACACAGGGCACAAGGCAGGAAACAAUCCUGGGCAGGGUGCCAACCCACCGCAGGACACACACAAACACACCCACACACCAAGCACAAUGAAACCAGCGGUUAUGA
Messenger RNA from Erpetoichthys calabaricus (reedfish), 3233 nucleotides. RefSeq names its product glucuronokinase with putative uridyl pyrophosphorylase (gene gkup). Gene Ontology annotation, biological process: biosynthetic process. The transcript has 23 exons. Gene Ontology annotation, molecular function: glucuronokinase activity; ATP binding. The coding region runs from base 169 to 2028 and encodes 619 amino acids. Lineage: Eukaryota; Metazoa; Chordata; Cladistia; Polypteriformes; Polypteridae. The record is from RefSeq and is a predicted model, not a curated record.